AUGCUGCUGCAUGACAAGUAUAGUCUUUUGAUGUGUUCGCCGUGCAAAGCUGCGAAAUUCCUCGAGGGAGGGAUUAGUAUGAUUGAUUGCUCACCGUCGAGUCAUCGUGCUGGUACGCUUAAUACCGAAGGAAAGGCUGAGCGCGUCAGUCACAAUGAAUAA
Molecule: messenger RNA, 162 nt
Organism: Plasmopara halstedii
Lineage: Eukaryota; Oomycota; Peronosporomycetes; Peronosporales; Peronosporaceae
Exons: 2
Coding region: 1-162 (53 amino acids)
Source: RefSeq, a predicted model, not a curated record